CAUUUGGUUAACCAUUCCCUAUACUCUAUAGGGAUUAUUUUUACAUAUAAAACAAGGUUAAUUUUCAAUGGACCCUACAUAGCUCAACGUGGUCGAUGGGAUUUGUCUGCUACCAGCAUUUUGUUCGAUUAAGAGAAGGAUUUUCCUUGUACUAUUCUUAGAAAUCAAGUUGGUGCUAGCAAACGUCAUGAUUUGACAGUAAUGGCAUGAGAAAUUGACCUGAACGUGUACCUUCUUUUCGAAUAAUAGAGCCUAUUUUCAGCUGACUGCAUCUAUACAAAGGAACUGCGGAUUGUUUUCAACCGGAAGAAGACCGGCGAGGUCAUGGGGGGCAAAGUCAGUAGAAAAAUGGCGGCUGUUGGGCGGGUGGUACAGGUACGCUUGUCUAACUGGGCAAUUUAUCGCUCUGCAACAACACUUGUCACUCAAGCUGUGAAACCUCAUGCUCCACUAAUCAAGUUUCCCAACAGAGAGGGGGUCCCCAGGCCGAAUGUCCAAGAGGCUCUUAAAACAUUAGCAGUCAGCUCUCCUAGUUCACCUCCAGUUGUAGCGCCGCUGCCGUUAUCAAGACCCCCUGGACCUCUCACUCGACUCCCUGGAACCCCAGACAGCUUGGCCACAGUGAAGGAACUCCCCCAAAGAUACCGCAGGAGGGCACUGGAAGCAGAAGAGAUGGACUAUAUUCAGCGUGGUGGACCAGAGUGAUGUUGAGUGACUCAGUGAAUGCAACCAAAGUCCUUAUCUGUGGAAAUCAGUUUGUCUUUGCCUAAUUUUGUACCUCAACAAGAGAGGACCUGCUGCCACAUAUCAGAUGUCAUGCAGAAUAAAGAUACUAUAAUUCAUGUUGAAAUUGUACAUAUUAAGUUUAUUUUUAAAGAUGUGAUUGUGUAGAUAUUUUUUGCUUCAUUGUAACUUAAUGUCAAGGGACAUUUAUUUAAUUGUUUGCGCUUAGAAAAAGCCACUACAGUAAAUCUUCCAAUUAUAUCAUUAUUUAUUUGUUCAGCACCCACCUCAUUCAGUGCUCACUAUUUUAGACCUUCACUUAAUUCAAACCUUGAAAGUUGAUGUUAAUGUUGGCAUCAACUGUACAUCAGUGUACCAUUGACCAGACAGUUCUCCCAUCACUACACUACAUUGUUGUCGAUAGUUGCACAUUUCUAUGAAACAAGGACCAGACUGAAUUACGCCACAACACUGAAGAAAAUGAAGGGCUCUUUCUCAUGGCCCCUCAGUGCAAAAACAUGGAUUAAUCUGGUGCAAGUCUGUUGGGUACAGAGAAAGUAGGAUACACAAUGGAAGUGAAUGGAUUUUUUGAUAUUGGACAUGAAUGAUUAAAAUGGUUACUAUGA
Messenger RNA from Coregonus clupeaformis (lake whitefish), 1349 nucleotides. RefSeq names its product mitochondrial ribosomal protein S36 (gene kgd4). NCBI's taxonomy places the organism in Eukaryota, Metazoa, Chordata, Actinopteri, Salmoniformes, Salmonidae. Gene Ontology annotation, biological process: 2-oxoglutarate metabolic process. The transcript is spliced from 5 exons. The coding region runs from base 325 to 705 and encodes 126 amino acids. The record is from RefSeq and is a predicted model, not a curated record.